GGAAGGUUUGAAAUUACAUCUUUCAUAUGCUCGUGGCUUGUCUAUGAAAUUCUGAAACAAACAAAUGGAGCAAGAGAAGGGGAAGAACAUAGGAACCGAAGAGCGAUGGAGAGGUGCCAUUGUAAAUCUGACGGAGAUGACUUCCAAUUUGGAGUCUCUCCAAAAACUCCUUCUCAAGAAAGCUGUUUUUGUCGAUGAAGAGACCUUCGCCAAAGCCUCUCUCACCUCUGAACAAGCUCGAACCAUCAAAGUUCUUGAGCAAAGAGUAGAAACUCUGGAAAGAGAGUUAGAUGCUGCCAUUACAGCUGCUGCUCAUGCUCGUUCAGAGAAAAGACAGGCUGAGUCAGCACAGAAGGCUGCUGAAUUACGUGCACAAGAGAUCACAAGAGAGCUUGAGAAUACAACAAAGGUUUUCGAAUUACAUACAGAAGAGUUGCGGGCAAAGCAAGAAGAAAUCUCAAAGCGUGAUAAUGAAAUUAAGCUCCUGGAAGCUAUAAUUCAGACACUCGGUGGAAGAGAGUCACUCUCAAGUAGGUAAAAACUUGCCUUGCACUUGUUGCUGCAUUAUAUUUUGUUCCACAAAUCUUUUAUUUAUAGUGUUUGUCAACUGUGUUUCUUACCUGUAAUGAAAAUUUUUUCCUGAUUUCUUUUUAUUUGUAUAAAUGUACAAACUUGAAUGGAAAAUUCUCUGGGAAGUGAAAAGAGAGAAAGAAAGAAGAAACAGAGAGGAAACAAGGGAGAGAAGCAAAACUUUAAAUUUAUGAUUAUAUAUAUAAUUAGUCUUUUAUUAUUAUUUA
Messenger RNA from Mangifera indica (mango), 797 nucleotides. RefSeq lists its product as uncharacterized. Lineage: Eukaryota; Viridiplantae; Streptophyta; Magnoliopsida; Sapindales; Anacardiaceae. The record is from RefSeq and is a predicted model, not a curated record. The transcript has 3 exons. Bases 65 to 538 code for a protein of 157 amino acids.